GGCAUUUAUGACAGAUCGUUUUCGUCUCGUUUCAAAUCUAUCGAACAGUCAAACGGGAUGUCGUGUAUUUGUAUGUGUAUGCAAUAAAUGCCUUACUUACAUAUAAACAUAAGUGGCACAUUCAAAUUUAUUUUAUUUUAUAAACUUUUGGUGAGAUUUUUAUAGCCAAAUUUAUUUAGAUAGAUUUUCAUACAAGAGUGGUUGCGUAAAUAAUAAAAACAAAAAAAGUAUACCUUAGUAAAGCAGUGAAGUGCAAAAAAAAGAACAUUUAGAUUACAGGAAUUUUAUAUUAUCUUCUACUUCAAAGUAACAAGCGGGUGGCGCAAUGCAAUCGACUGAUUCUGGAGAUGGAGCAAAAAACUUCAAUCAGCACAUCACCAGUCACUUGGCAUCAUCAUCCACCACAGCGGGAGCAACUGCAGCAGCAGCACCAGUACCAGCAACAGCAACCACAACAAUAAACGACGCGACCACAUCAUUCAGCACUACACCCGCACAGAGCAACAAAAGCAACGCACUCAACCACGAUACACCCAGCAAGAAUCCCUUCAAACAAGCACCGUCUCAGUGGAGCAACGAUCAAAGAUUAACGCUACAACAGCAACAGCAACAGAAUGCCAGCAACAAAACGUACAACAACAGCGCUCAACAUGCCAACGAAGCAGGAGGUGGCAUUUUUGGCGCCGCUGGCGCAACAACAACGCAAGCAACACCGGCACCGAACUCGACCACAGAUCCAGCGGCAAUCAAGACACCGGGACGACUUUAUAUGACAACACAACCGCCACCACCGGAUCAUUGUCGACAGGAGGACUACCGCGCCGCCGGGACAUGGGCCACCUUCAAGAAUUGGAUGAUCGGUUGGCGCGGGUCGCGACAACUCGUCUUGAUCAUUGUGGCCAUUGCGUUGUUAUUGGAUAAUAUGUUGUUGACAACUGUUGUUCCUAUAAUACCCGAGUUCCUGUACGACAUACGCCAUCCGGAUGCACCGCUCGACAGUUAUCCACGCACGCCACUCACCACACACACUCCACCGCCACCCACUCAAUCACCCUGCAGCCCAAAUGGCGAGCCACUGCCAACAGUGGAGGUGUCAACGCUAAGUCCAGAAGAAAAUUUCACCUUAUAUCGAGAGUUGGAAGAGCGACACAAAGAGUUGGUGGGCGAGACCGUUGAAGUGGGCAUUCUAUUCGCAUCGAAGGCUUUCGUACAAUUGCUAGUUAAUCCGAUCGUUGGACCUUUGACACACAGAAUCGGCUACAGCAUUCCUAUGUUCGCCGGUUUCGUUAUCAUGUUUCUGUCAACACUGAUCUUCGCCUUCGGACGUUCGUAUUUGGUACUGUUUGUGGCGCGUGCGCUACAAGGCAUCGGUUCAUCGUGCUCCUCUGUCUCGGGUAUGGGCAUGUUGGCAGAUCGCUAUACGGAUGACAAGGAACGUGGCAAUGCAAUGGGCGUGGCACUGGGUGGCUUAGCAUUGGGCGUGCUCAUCGGUCCACCAUUCGGGGGUGUAAUGUACGAAUUCGUUGGCAAAUCGGCACCAUUUUUGAUACUCUCCGCACUGGCUUUGGGCGAUGGAUUACUUCAACUCUUUAUGCUGCAACCGUCUAUACAACGUGCCGAUACAGAGCCACCCUCACUGAAAGCGCUUAUUAGUGAUCCAUACAUACUGAUCGCUGCGGGCUCAAUUACAUUUGCCAAUAUGGGCAUUGCCAUGUUGGAGCCGUCGCUGCCACUUUGGAUGGUCGAUAAUAUGGGCGCCACGCGUUGGGAACAAGGUGUUGCCUUCUUACCAGCCUCCAUUAGUUACCUCAUUGGCACUAAUCUCUUCGGACCUCUCGGACAUAAGAUUGGACGUUGGUUUGCUGCCUGUUUGGGUUUGAUUAUCAUCGGCUGUUGCUUGAUCAUGAUUCCCAUGGCCACCUCGAUUACGCAUCUCAUUCUACCCAAUGCUGGUUUGGGUUUCGCCAUCGGCAUGGUGGACUCAUCAAUGAUGCCCGAACUUGGCUAUCUCGUAGAUAUACGUCACUCUGCUGUUUAUGGUAGUGUUUAUGCCUUGGGCGAUGUCGCCUUUUGUGUGGGAUUUGCUGUGGGUCCAGCGCUCAGCGGUACACUAGUCAAAUCAAUCGGUUUCGAAUGGAUGUUGGUGGGCAUUUCAAUUUUAUGCUUUCUCUAUGCUCCACUGUUAACGCUGCUCAAGAAUCCACCCACAAAGGAGGAGAAAAAGGUUGGUAACACGGUGAAUGAAGGUGUUAAUGCCGAUGCUGAUGCGUCUGCGCCUGCGUCUGUGGCUGUGUCUGUGUCUGCGAAUGCCAAUGGCAAUGUGAAUAUAGGCAAUGAUGUGCUGGUAAUGGCCACGACCAACAGUCCAGCCAUUAUGCGUGAAGGCAUGACGAAUGAGGCUUUUGAAAGUGAACGGCUUUGAGUUGCGAGAAUCGUUUGUUGUUUUAAUUUAACUGAGCUUGGCUUUCUGGUCGUUCCUCUUAAGAUCGCAUGGCGUUUAUGUGAGAAGAUUUUUUUUUUUUUGGUUUGUUUUUUUGCAAAUAUGUUUGAAAAUGUAUGUAUUCGAACUGUAUUUGUUUAUUAAAGUAUUUUAAAGCGAAUUUUCGCAUAUUUUAUUAAAACUCUGUAAUUUUUUCAGAUUUCCUACCUUUUAGUUAUUUAAUACUAAAUUUAAAUUGCAUAUUUUUCCUCUAUUCCUACCUUUUAGUUACUUAAAAUUUUAUUAUUUUAGUUUAAAAUCAAAUUUCAAAUAUAUUUUGGCUCCAUCACGCAUUAAGCGCUUUAGACCUAGUAUUUUUAUAAACAUUUAGUGCAAUUAAGUAAAUAUGUAGUAAGAAAUUCAGUUUCCCAAUCCAAAUAUUUUUAAGUUUUUUAACUUAUA
This is a messenger RNA of Anastrepha ludens (Mexican fruit fly), 2881 nucleotides long. It is a transcript of the gene Vmat, whose product is annotated as synaptic vesicular amine transporter. The record is from RefSeq and is a predicted model, not a curated record. Gene Ontology annotation, molecular function: serotonin:sodium:chloride symporter activity; xenobiotic transmembrane transporter activity. Gene Ontology annotation, cellular component: synaptic vesicle membrane; terminal bouton. Lineage: Eukaryota; Metazoa; Arthropoda; Insecta; Diptera; Tephritidae. Gene Ontology annotation, biological process: aminergic neurotransmitter loading into synaptic vesicle; transmembrane transport; xenobiotic transport. Bases 326 to 2422 code for a protein of 698 amino acids. The transcript has 8 exons.